UCGAUAAUCCGGCUUGUACCUCAACCAAUUCGAGCAUAUCAAUUGAAGUUCAUUGUGUUUGCAAGCCACGCCAAGCUUCAUCGAAAAAUAUUAAAAGUUUAGUGCAGGAACAUUAUUGAGUGAUUUAUUUCACAUUUUCGACACAAAAUGAAGCGGGAUCAUGACGAAAAUCAAGAGGACGAUCAACAUCAGGAAGAUAGUAUCGACAGUAACGACAACAUGGAUAAAAAAGCGGCGAAUAAACGUUCACGAGUGGAGGAAGAAGAAGUCCGUUUAUUGAUUCCGAGCAAGAUGGCUGGAGCUAUUAUUGGAAAAGGUGGACAUAACAUCCAAAAACUGCGGACAGAGUACCAAGCCCAAGUGAAUGUAGGCGACUGUACAGGCCCCGAACGAGUGAUCACAAUUGGCGCCGAUAUGGAAACUGUCACCAAGGUGGUUAAGGAUAUCAUGAAGCAUUUGGAUAAGGCAGGAGAAAAUGAAUUUGAGCUGAGAAUAUUGGUACAUCAGAGUCUUGCUGGCUGUGUCAUCGGAAGAGGUGGAACCAAAAUCAAGGAAAUCAAAGAUCAAAUUGGCUGUCGGUUGAAAAUAUUUUCCAACAUUGCUCCACAAAGUACGGAUCGUGUUGCGCAGGUGGUCGGUAGCGAGGAACAAUGUUUGACGGCACUGAACGAGAUAAUUGGCUUGAUCAAAGGGACUCCAAUUAAGGGUCCAGUACAUAAUUAUGAUCCUCACAACUACGACGAUAUGUACGCCGAUGAAUAUGGUGGAUACGGAGUAGGUGGCGGAAGCGGAAACAACUUCCGCAAUGGAGGUCGUGGAGGUGGUGGCAACGCCGGUGGCGGUGGCGGUGGUGGAGCAGGUACAGGUUUCGAUCGACGUGAUCGUUUUGAUGAUAGGAGAGUAGGAGGUGGAGGUGGAGGUGGAGGUGGUGGUCGAGGAUAUGAUCGAGACAAUGACCGAGGACGUGGUGGAAUGAGAGAUCGAGAAUUCAUCAACCCAUGGGCACCAAAUGUCAACGGCAGCCAAAUGGGUGGUGCCAAUUUUGGUGGCGGUGGCGGUAGCCUCGGAAUGGGUGGCCUUGGUGCAAUGAAUAUGGGAGGUUCCGGUGGCAACAUGGGUAAUCUAGGAGGAAUGGGUAACAUGGGGAACGGAAAUAUGGGUGGUUUUGGAGGAAAUAGCAGUAACAUGGAUAACAAAACAUCCACUCAAGUGACAAUUCCAAAAGAUUUGGCUGGGGCGAUAAUUGGAAAAGGUGGUGGCCGAAUUCGUCGCAUUCGAAAUGAAUCUAAUGCUUUCAUUCAAAUCGAUGAAGCAUUACCAGGAUCAACGGAUCGCAUUAUUACCAUCACUGGAACGCCAAAAGAAAUACAAGCUGCUCAGUAUAUGCUACAGCAAAGUGUGCGUGAAAAUCUUAGUGGUGGCGGCAGUGGAUUCAAUCGGAACUAAAAGCAUUUACCAUUGUGGAUAGCAAUAUAAUAAAAUGUAAUUCCCUGCUAGAGGGAAGACAAAUGCGUUUUAGAGCGCACGGAAUCCUAAUCCCCUAACUAACAAAAGCCACCGGCUCAGAGAUAAAAUGAGAAAUAUAGUGGGAACGAAUGUACUUGUAAAUUGUCAUAUUAAGAAUAAUUUGUCACCCUUCAAGCCGUAGCAGUAAGCAGUUUAUUCAUCUUGAUUUGUUUGCUACUGUUUUAUUUUACAAUCUGGCGUUUAACCAUCGGAUACAGGAUUAAACUUAAUAUCCACAUAUUUUAUAUAUUCAACUACAUACAAAGUCCAUACUGUUUUCAGUAUUUUCGUUGGAAAUAUUAAUCAUUAGUUAAAAACAAAUUUAAAGUGUUUCAAACAUCAAAUUCGACCUCAAUUAUGCCAAUCUUUUGAUCCAUGCCCUACAUACAUCAGUAAUGGCCAGUUUUUUAUGCAUAACAUAUUAUUUGCAACAUAGAGCAAAAUUGUGUCUAGUAGUUUCAACGGAUCAAUUUUGUUUAGUACAAAAUACGAAUAAAUUGUGGAUGAAUAUACAUCAACUUUGUUGAAACGGCAUGAACCUGUACCAAAGGACGAGAACAGGUAGUUAAAAAAAAAGAAAAUUCGAUAUUCGAAUUGUUUUUUUGUUCAUACCAAUAAACUGCUGCAUCAUUGUUAAGUAUAUCGAUGUGUUACGGUGUUGAAAUCAGUACACACUUUGGAUGAAAUCUAGAUUUACCUUAUGAGUUCAAUAAAAAAAGCUAUACAUAAAUAAA
Toxorhynchites rutilus septentrionalis is the source of this 2240-nucleotide messenger RNA. RefSeq names its product heterogeneous nuclear ribonucleoprotein K (gene HnRNP-K). Gene Ontology annotation, biological process: regulation of mRNA splicing, via spliceosome; regulation of transcription by RNA polymerase II. NCBI's taxonomy places the organism in Eukaryota, Metazoa, Arthropoda, Insecta, Diptera, Culicidae. Bases 148 to 1446 code for a protein of 432 amino acids. Gene Ontology annotation, molecular function: mRNA binding. The transcript has 10 exons. Gene Ontology annotation, cellular component: cytoplasm; nucleus. The record is from RefSeq and is a predicted model, not a curated record.